AUGGAGAGAAAUAUGCCAACAGAGUUAGAGGAUACACAGCCUUACAACCAACAGAGAAAGAGGAUACACAGCCUUACAGCCGACAGAGAAAGAGGAUACACAGCCUUACAGCCAACAGAGAAAGAGGAUACACAGCCUUACAGCCAACACACCAACAGAGUUAGAAGAUACACAGCCUUACAGCCAACAGAUAAGAGGAUACACAGCCUUACAGGCAACAGAGUUAGAGGAUACACUGCCUUACAGCAAACAGAGAAAGAGGAUUCACAGCCUUACACCCAACAGACCUUACACCCAACAGAGAAAGAGGAUACACAGCCUUACACCCAACAGAGAAAGAGGAUACACAGCCUUACAGUCAACAGAGUUAGAGGAUACACAGCCUUACAGCCAACAGAGAUAGAGGAUACACAGCCUUACAGCCAACAGAGUAAGAGGGUACACAGCCUUACAGCCAACAGAAUUAGAGGAUACACAGCCUUACAGCCAACAGAGUUAGAGGAUACACAGCCUUACAGCCAACAGAAUUACAGCGUUAGAGGAUACACAGCCUUACAACCAACAGAGAACGAGGAUACACAGCCUUACAGCCAACAGAUUAGAGGAUACAUAGCCUUACAGCCAACAGAUUUAGAGGAUACACAGCCUUACAGCCAACAGAGAAAGAGGAUACACAGCCUUACAGCCAACAGAGUUAGAGGAUACACAGCCUUACAGCCAACAGAGUUAGAGGAUACACAGCCUAUCAGCCAACAGAGAAAGAGGAUACACAGCCUUACACCCAACAGAGAAAGAGGAUACAAAGCCUUACACCCAACAGAGUUAGAGGAUACACAGCCUUACACCCAACAGACCUAUCAGCUAACAGAGUUAGAGGAUACACAGCCUUACACCCAACAGAGAAAGAGGAUACAAAGCCUUACAGCCAACAGAGUUAGAGGAUACACAGCCUUACAGUCAACAGAGUUAGAGGAUACACAGCCUUACAGCCAACAGAGGAAGAGGAUACACAGCCUUACAGCCAAUAGAGUUAGAGGAUACACAGCCUUACAGGCAACAGAGUUAGAGGAUACACAGCCUUACAGCCAACAGACCUUACAGCCAACAGAGUUAGAGGAUACACAGCCUUACAGCCUACAGAGAAAGAGGAUACAUAGCCUUACAGCCAACAGAGUUAGAGGAUACACAGCCCUACAGCCAACAGAGUUAGAAGAUACACAGCCUUACAUGCAACAGAGAAAGAGGAUUCACAGCCUUACAGCCAACAGAGUUAGAGGAUACACAGCCUUACAGCCAACAGAGAAAGAGGAUACACAGCCUUACAGCCAACAGAGAAUGAGGAUACACAGCCUUACAGCCAACAGACCAACAGAGUUAGAGGAUACACAGCCUUACACCCAACAGACCUAUCAGCUAACAGAGUUAGAGGAUACACAGCCUUACACCCAACAGAGAAAGAGGAUACAAAGCCUUACAGCCAACAGAGUUAGAGGAUACACAGCCUUACAGUCAACAGAGUUAGAGGAUACACAGCCUUACAGCCAACAGAGGAAGAGGAUACACAGCCUUACAGCCAAUAGAGUUAGAGGAUACACAGCCUUACAGGCAACAGAGUUAGAGGAUACACAGCCUUACAGCCAACAGACCUUACAGCCAACAGAGUUAGAGGAUACACAGCCUUACAGCCUACAGAGAAAGAGGAUACAUAGCCUUACAGCCAACAGAGUUAGAGGAUACACAGCCCUACAGCCAACAGAGUUAGAAGAUACACAGCCUUACAUGCAACAGAGAAAGAGGAUUCACAGCCUUACAGCCAACAGAGUUAGAGGAUACACAGCCUUACAGCCAACAGAGAAAGAGGAUACACAGCCUUACAGCCAACAGAGAAUGAGGAUACACAGCCUUACAGCCAACAGACCAACAGAGUUAGAGGAUACACAGCCUUACAGCCUACAGAGAAAGAGGAUACACAGCCUUACAGCCAACAGAGUUAGAGGAUACACAGCCCUACAGCCAACAGAGUUAGAAGAUACACAGCCUUACAUGCAACAGAGAAAGAGGAUUCACAGCCUUACAGCCAACAGAGUUAGAGGAUACACAGCCUUACAGCCAACAGAGAAAGAGGAUACACAGCCUUACAGCCAACAGAGAAAGAGGAUACACAGCCUUAUAGCCAACAGAGUUAGAGGAUUAUAG
Molecule: messenger RNA, 2196 nt
Organism: Mytilus californianus (California mussel)
Lineage: Eukaryota; Metazoa; Mollusca; Bivalvia; Mytilida; Mytilidae
Exons: 12
Coding region: 1-2196 (731 amino acids)
Source: RefSeq, a predicted model, not a curated record